GUCGUGUGUAGACGGAUGAUAGAUGACAUUUUCCAGGCAGCUCUUGAAGUUCGCUGAGGUGAGCCUCUGUUGCUUCAGGUUUGCUUUCAUGGUUGGGUCCAUGUCUGAUAGCAGCAGGGCCACGCAGGAGUCCACUGCCCACAGCGGCCAGGGGCAGGGGCUGUUCCUACCCUUUGCAGGCUCCCUGGAGGAGACCAGGGAGCCCUGGGCAGCAACUCCGGGUGUUAGGGGCUUGGCAGUGUGGGGCUGAACCUUGUACAGUGCGGCUGCUUCGCGCUGGUGGGAGACCAGAGGGCAGGGAAAGCCAAGGAGUUCGGCCCAUCCUCAGAGGCCAGACUCCUGAGUUCUUCCUGAAUUGCCAGCUUUCAGCCUCCUCAUGCCUCCGUCCCCUUUAGAUGACAGGGUAGUAGUGGCACUGUCCAGGCCUGUCCGACCUCAGGAUCUCAGCCUCUGCUUAGACUCUAGCCACCUUGGCUCUGCCACCCCCAGCAGGAGCAGCCACCGGUCUGUCAUCGCCACCACCAUCGUGUCCCUCCAGGCUGCGAAUCUGACGUAUAUGCCCUCAUCCAGCGGCUCUGCCCGCUCCCUGAAUUGUGGAUGCAGCAGUGCCAGUUGCUGCACUGUGGCAGCCUACGACAAGGACAGUCAGGCCCAGACCCAAGCCGUUGCUGCAGGCAGUGCCACCACUGCUGUUGGAACCUCUACCACCUGCCCUGCCAACCAGAUGGUCAACAACAAUGAGAACACAGGCUCUCUAAGUCUAUCAGGUGGGGUGGGCAGCCCUGUAGCAGGGACCCCCAAACAGCUAGCCAGCAUCAAAAUCAUCUACCCCAAUGACCUGGCCAGGAAGAUGACCAAGGGCAGCAGGAGCCCCCUGCCCAGCCAGGGCCCUGUCAUCAUCGACUGCAGGCCCUUCAUGGAGUACAACAAGAGCCAUAUCCAAGGAGCGGUGCACAUCAACUGUGCGGACAAGAUCAGCCGGCGGAGGCUGCAGCAAGGCAAGAUCACCGUCCUGGACCUCAUUUCCUGCAGGGAAGGCAAGGACUCUUUUAAGAGGAUCUUUUCCAAAGAAAUCAUAGUUUACGAUGAGAACACCAACGAGCCCAGCCGGGUGAUGCCCUCACAGCCUCUCCACAUAGUCCUUGAGUCCCUCAAGAGAGAAGGCAAAGAGCCCUUGGUGUUGAAAGGAGGGCUUAGCAGCUUUAAGCAGAACCACGAGAACUUGUGUGACAACUCGCUGCAGCUGCAGGAAUGUCGCGAGGUGGGUGCAGCUGUGGCCCCCGGCCUGCUACCUCAGCCUGUGCCCAGCACGCCGGACAUCGAAAGCGCCGAGCUCACGCCCAUCUUGCCCUUCCUCUUCCUGGGGAAUGAGCAAGAUGCGCAGGACCUGGACACCAUGCAGCGGCUCAACAUUGGCUACGUGAUCAAUGUCACCACGCACCUGCCCCUCUACCACUAUGAGAAGGGCCUCCUCAACUACAAGCGCCUGCCGGCCACUGACAGCAACAAGCAGAACCUGCGGCAGUACUUCGAGGAGGCCUUUGAGUUCAUCGAGGAGGCGCACCAGUGCGGCAAGGGGCUGCUCAUCCACUGCCAGGCCGGCGUGUCCCGCUCCGCCACCAUCGUCAUCGCGUACCUGAUGAAGCACACCUGGAUGACCAUGACGGACGCCUACAAGUUCGUCAAGGGCAAGCGACCCAUCAUUUCCCCCAACCUCAACUUCAUGGGGCAGCUGCUGGAGUUCGAGGAGGACCUGAACAACGGCGUGACCCCGCGGAUCCUGACGCCCAAGCUGGUGGGCGUGGAGACCGUGGUGUGACCCGCCGCCGCCGAGGGCGGCUUCCGCGUGCGUCCGCUUGCUUUCUUUUUUCCUCUUUUUUAGUUGGAGGCAUAGUUUGUGAAUGGAAUGGAAGCGAAUCUGUUUAAAGACUUUUCAUUUUUAACAAGUGUGAGGAGACUAGCCAUGAGGCCCCGCAACCCACCU
Molecule: messenger RNA, 1984 nt
Organism: Octodon degus (degu)
Lineage: Eukaryota; Metazoa; Chordata; Mammalia; Rodentia; Octodontidae
Gene: Dusp10
Product: dual specificity phosphatase 10
Exons: 4
Coding region: 377-1819 (480 amino acids)
Biological process (GO): protein dephosphorylation; negative regulation of JUN kinase activity
Cellular component (GO): cytosol; cytoplasm
Molecular function (GO): MAP kinase tyrosine/serine/threonine phosphatase activity; protein tyrosine/threonine phosphatase activity
Source: RefSeq, a predicted model, not a curated record